This is a messenger RNA of Sclerotinia sclerotiorum 1980 UF-70, 2034 nucleotides long. RefSeq lists its product as hypothetical. The transcript is spliced from 3 exons. Lineage: Eukaryota; Fungi; Ascomycota; Leotiomycetes; Helotiales; Sclerotiniaceae. Gene Ontology annotation, molecular function: protein binding. Bases 1 to 2034 code for a protein of 677 amino acids. The record is from RefSeq and is a predicted model, not a curated record.
AUGGCAGAGUUUAGCUUGAUGACGAGAAUUCAUGCCAGAACUGCGAAUAAGGAUGAUAUGCUGAAGGCUUUUAACGAAUAUUUCAAUCAUAAAGUCAAUACAGAACGAGCGGUUAAUAAUAUUGAGGCGGGACAUGCUUUGAGGACUUUGAAUUAUCUCAUUAGUUGUGGAUUAGGAAAGGAACAUGUCAAUGACCUGAGGAUGGCGUUGAGGGCAUUGACAAUCAUUCCUAAUGAUGACACGAACGAUUUUCUGGCCUUGGCGAGACUUCUCUUUCAGGAGAUCAAAAAGUUGUCUGGGUCUAACGAGGAUGCGCCGAGUUUUCAAUUUAUAAAGAUAUUGAGUGGCGUUGGACAAUCUUCUGAGGCGAGAGAGCUCUGUGAAGAGGUCACUCAACGCUUUUUAGAAGAACAAGAAACGGCUCCUCAAACUGGAGUAUUGGUAUCUCGACAACGACAAUUGCUGAAAAUGAACUGGUAUGCGGUUUUAUCUGGUUUCGCACGAGAAGGUAACGAGGCCGAGCUUUUGAAGACAUAUAAGAGAUUUGAUGAGCUGCCAUUGGGGCGUGGGAAGACGAGCAAUGAAAUUGUCAUAAAGUUUUAUACCUCGAGAGACCGUGUUGCGGAAGUACAAGCAUGGUUUGGAAAGGCUGCAUAUGUUCCGACAGACCUCAGUCCGAGUAUAUUGCAAGACAUACUGAAAUUCUGUCUUCGACAUGAGGAGCUGCUAGAUUGGUGUAAAGGAAUCUUUCGUAAGGUACUGGAGGCAGGUCGAAUGCAGAAAGGGAAAUGGGACGUCGUGUUUCAAUGGGCCGCGAGUGCUAUGGACAAAGGGGUUGAAGAUGUGGAACGCAUGAUGCGUGUUAUGGAAAAACGCAAUCCGGACGAUCCAUCUAUGAGACCGGACAUCGAUACCAUCAAUGGUUUAGUCGAGUACGCAAUAUCAAAGAACGAUCCAUAUCUUGCAGAACGUUAUAUCGCAUUAGGGCAAAAAUUCAAUAUCCGUCCAAAUGCAAGAACAUUUAUUCUACAGAUGGACUACCGGGUUGGUGCAGGCGAUCUUUCCGGCGCUCGAGCAUCUUAUAAUUCGCUCCAAGCAGAGGAGAUUACCAAGGACGAGGAUCUGCCUGUUAUCAAUAAAUUCGUCCGAGCUCUCUGUGCUUCAGAGGUUCUACCUUAUAACGAGAUUUCAUCAAUCGUUUCCGAUCUGGACGAACGUAAUGCAAGGUUAGAAGCUGACACGGUUUCGUCACUAAGCAAAAUGUAUAUUACCCGCAACGAACUUAAUGAAGUUGUGGAUUUAUUACAAGUUAAUACUUACCACUAUACCCUGUCAGAGCGAACUCGAAUAUGCGAUGCAUUACUUGCUUUUGUCUUUGACAAGAAUAACAGCGAAGAUCGUAUUUGGGAUGCUUAUCGUGUUGUUAUUCAUAUCUUUGACGAGACUGAUGUUCCCACACCAUCAUGCGCAGAUGGCGAGUCUCUUGAUAUGGUUCACAAUAUGUUGAAAAUGGACAGUACCAUUGAACCCAAUACACGUCUUUACAAUUCUUUAAUGCUGGCUUAUACAGCUUGCGAAGAUGCUAGUCGAUCUUUACAUUUCUGGGAUGAUAUCACGAAUUCUCGUGAAGGGCCUAGUUAUAAGAGUUUGGAGAUAGUAUUUCAAGCGUGUCAGAGGAAACCUUUUGGAGAUCGACCAGCGAGAGAAAUUUGGGAUAAGAUGAGGAGAAUGGAGAUUGAGAUUACCAGAGAGGUUCAUGCUGCUUAUGUUGGGGCAUUGGCUGGACAGGGAAAGCUCGAUGAGGUUAAAGUGUUAGUGGAGGCCAUGGAAAAGGAUUUAGGGUUUGGUCCGGAUAUUUUGACUAUCGGUACUAUAUACAACGCAAUCCAAGGUUCGAAUAGGAAAGAUUUGGUGGCGGAAUGGACAAAGGAGUUAUAUCCUGAGGUAUGGAAGGAGGCGGAGAAAUUGGGAUUUUAUGAACAUGAAGAGGGUCAUAUGGUAUUGAAAAUGCCGGAGAAGAAACUUAAAGCUUAA